AUGUUCGAGCAUAAACAGAUUGAUGAUUCGGACGACAAUGACGCUUCGGGUUCUGCUUUGGAUGCAGAGGACCUGGAGGGUGAGAGGGAGAGAGUUCAAAGAGAGAUUGAGGAGUUGGAGCGCUCUCUAGGGACUGAUGCAAUCAUUCUGUCUGAUGAGGAGGAUGGAGGGAUUGCACCAGAGGGGAGUGAGGAGGCCAGUGAGGAGGAGCUUGAUCUGCCUCAGACGGCGGAGUCCUGCCUGCAGAUGAACCUGGUCUACCAGGAAGUCCUGAGGGAGAAGAUGGAGGAGCUGGAGAAGCAUCUGGCUGACAACAAGCAACAGCAGAAAGAGCUAGUGGCUCAAAUGUCGGGACCAGGCCCUUCAGACGGCUGUGCCAAGAACUCCAUACCUAACUACAACCCUAACAACCUGUUCAUGGGACAUUUCCUCAGACCCUACUUCAAGGACAAGCUCACAGCCCUGGGACCCCCAGCCAACCCAGAGACUAAGGAGAAGAACAGCAAAGAGAACAGGGGGGCGGGGAUGGCGAAAGUAAAAAGAUGGACAGGCUGGCAGAAGGCACUCCUGGUCAACUCUGUGGUCAGGGACUGUAUGAGGCUGAUGAUUAAACCCAAACUGACCAAGGUGGAAUAUCUGACCGAGAAGAUUUCUAAAACGGACAGUGGAGCCGAGAAGCAGAACCUGCGCCAGCAGAUCGACCAGUUAGAGAAGGAAAUAGAAGAGAUCAGGGCGAAGAAGGAGGAGGAGCUGACUGGUAGCCGCCUUGAUGAACACGACUGGGAGAAGAUCGCCAAUAUUGAUUUCGAAGGUCUGCAGGAUGCGGAGAACAUCAAGCUUUUCUGGCAAAACUGCCUUCACCCCUCAAUCAACAAGAACAUCUGGAAGGAUAAAGAGAUCGACAAGCUUAGGAUCGUAGCGCACAAAAACCUCUGCAUCAAUUGGGAGCUGAUUGCUGAACAGCUGGGGACCAACAGGACAGGCUUCAUGUGUCUGCAGGCCUUCCAGCGCUACGUCUCCAAGACCUUCAAAAAGGGCCCCUGGCAACCUCAAGACGACCAGCAACUCAGAGAUCUGACGGAGAAGAUGCGAGUUGGAAACUUCAUCCCCUACACGCAGAUGUCGUACUUCAUGGAAGGGAGACCCGCUUCACAGGUGAUGUACCGCUGGACCAUGGUUCUAGACCCAUCCCUCAAAAAAGGGCACUGGACCCCAGAUGAAGACCAGCUGCUCCUGAAAGCUGUGUCCAAGUAUGGCGCCGGGAGGUGGUGGAAGAUAAAGCAAGACGUCCCAGGCAGGACUGACACCCAAUGCCGCGACAGGUACCUGGACUGCUUGAGAGAGGGUGUGAAGAAGGGUCCCUGGUCUCCAGAGGAGAUGUUGUUACUGAAAGAAAUGGUGAAAAAACAUGGAGAAGGGAAGUGGGCUGCGAUCUCCAGGGAGAUCCCAAACAGACUGGACUCCCAGUGUAUGACUCAGUGGAGUAAGUUAAAGCGGCACAAAAGCGGGUUGACAAAGAAGCAGUCCAGAGCGAUGAGGAAGAGUGUGAGAAAAAGGAUCAGGAAGAGACUGCAGAAGCUGGAGGAGGAAGAGGAGGGAUCCACCUCGGAGGAAGAAGAUCCGACACAAAUCGUUUACAUGGACAGCGAUGAUGAGACCAAGGGGGAAAAGCGAAAAAGGGGGGCUGUGGAGAGCGAGACGGAGGAGGAAGUUGAGAGACUUACUUACUUGAUCCCCCCCCUCGAAAAAUGGAUUCCAACAUGGGACCCUAAUGCCAGGGGCUCUGGGACCCUAAAUACUGUGUUUGUAGAGCUGCCAAGUGUUAACUCCUCUCAAGAGGUUCCUGACACAUCUGGACUUAACCAUGGCCAGCCUAGCAGCUCAGUACACCCCAGCCAGGACCCCCCCACACACCAGAAUGUAAUGGUUCGCUCCACCAUCCUGGAUCGCUUUGGAAACUACUUGGAAUCUGUGGUGGGGGACAACCCUGCAGUACUGGCCAAGAAGGAUCGCCACAGUCUGCUGGCCAUGCUCAAGGUGCCGUUCGCAGAAAUCAAGGAGCUGAUGCUCUGGAGAGGAGUCUGUGCCUCCAGGAAGAGGAACAGCUUCCGGUCCGGUCCAGUGAGAACGUUCCACAGGCCGUCCAGCAUGACCAGCAACACCAGUCUGCACCACGCCCUCCUGGUGGCGGUCACCCCCUGGGUGGGCAACCUGCUGCUGCCCGCGCCCCUCACCAAGAACAGACCCUGGAAACUGGACGUGGUUCGAGAGAGAGCAGAAGCGUUGGAACUCACCAGCACCCCAGUGUUCAAGUUCUUUCUGCAGGCGCUCCGCGUCGACACCGACGGCUGCAAGAAGAUCAUCCAGCAUCGCCAGAAUCCGCAGAGGAUGCAGCUCGUUCCUGUCCAGCCUGUGCAAAAUCGGCAGACAACGUUUCAAAGCACGGUGGCCAACAGGCUACAGCAAGUCAGAAAAAUACCUGGGAACUCGAUGACACAGCAGAAUAGUCGACAAUCUGCAGCUCCGAUCUCAUCAGUCUUCAUGGGUCCUUCACCUGUGUUCAUCACGCAGCCCAUAGUACAGGGUCAACGACUUCCUGUACAAGCCCACUCACUUCCUGUCCAAGGCACCAGAAUUCCUGUCCGGGCAUCUCCUCUUCCUGUCCCUGGAGUUCCAAUGGUUAGAUUUGUCGUGGCGAAGGGUCAGAAACCCGUCCCCCUCAACACCACCCUACCAGGCCCCCUCACAUCCCCCUCCCCACACAUCCUCUGCCUCCAAUCCCCCCCUAUCCCGUCAUCCAGUUCCAACUUUAACCCCCUAACCUGCAGUGCUAACACAUUAUCCACCCCUACCAUUCUGCGUGUCCCCCUCCAAACAAACUCCUUCCGGUCACCUCCAGGCAGGACCAUCGUAGCAGAGAUCAGCGUGUCUCCCAAGGUGAGCAGUCCCGCUGUGGGGAAACGAGCUCGUAAACCGACCGAAAAGGUCAAAGCUCUCUUGGAGAAAGGCAAAAGGGCCGAUGGAGUGUCACCCAGACGCAAGAGAACCUGCAAAGAAGCUGCUCCUGAACCCAAAGCCCUCCUGAAGACUGAUGGAAAGUCGCCCGGAUUCAGGAAAACCUGCAUGCAGAUCGCUCCUAAAGCCGACCCUCAGACAUGCUCUCCCACGCCCUGGACCAUCACAAAUGAAAAGCCAGCUCCUCCUCCUCCCUUGGAUAUAAACAUUGUCUAUUCCAUAGCCGGCCAGCGGUCCCUCCGCCCGAAACAGCCGGAUAGCCAACAGACACCAUCCACCAACGCUAUAACCAACGAUCAUUCAAGCUAUACAAUGUCCACCAAUCCUGGUACUGCUCUGACGCAAUCUUACAGUCCAAACCUAAACCCUCAGACAACCAUCACAAAUUCCACCGCAACUACUACAUUUUCCACCAAUUCUGGCCAAGCUUUUGCACUCUCCACCAAUCCUGAUCCAGGUCUCACACCCUCCACCAGUCUUCCUGCAGUCUGUGGUCUGGUGCAAAGGGUGAGCCAGUCAUCUGCCGUGCCCGUAGACUCUCCACAAUCUCCAAGGUGUGCCCUCAAUGGUUCCACCCAAUCACAGCCUGGCUCUGGUCCCACCCAAUCACAACCUAAUCCAGGACCCACCAGUUCUGUUCCUAUGUUUUUUCUACAAUCAAAUUCUACCCCAUGGCCCCAUGGUUUAUCCCCCUUUAGUCCGCUGCAACAACAGUUUUCACCUGGUCCUUGCAGACCUUACAUCUUACAUGUUCAGCAACCAGGGACCCCAGGACCAGGGCCUGUGUUCAGGCAUCCCUCCCCAGGAACAAUCCCCUUCCUCAGGCAGUUGUCUCCAGGGUCUGGCCCCUUCCCUAUGCAGCAGGGCCAUCCUGGAUCCAGGCCGAUCCUAAGACAGAACCCCACUACUCUCAUCAGGCAUGUUUCCCCAGGACCACAACUUUUCUUCAGGCCAGUAUCUCCAGGAAUGACUGUCCCCCUGCCCACGCACACAGCCACGCCAAGCCUGCCCAGCAAUGUGAUCAUAGUCGACGCCACAGAGCCCAGUUUCAAACCCGAGCCCCUCCGCUUCGACCCCUCCUUGAUACUAACGGAGGAGCCGGCGCAGGUGAUCGAAUGGCUGACUGGCAAGACGGGCGUGGUGCUGCCGAAGCUGGAGGUGGCCUUGCCCUACCUGCCUCCCUUCUCCAGCAACCUGGCCUCCCUGUCUGCUUUGCUCAGGCACAAGAAGUCCCUGACCACCUCCGCUUUGCAGCUGCUGCCCCCGGAAGAGCAGGGCGCCAGCGAGGAGGAGAAGGUGGCCGCCGUCAGGGAGGUGAUAGCGGAACGCUUCGGGACGAACCCUGCGUACCUCAUGCUCAAGGCUCGCUUCCUGUCCUGCUACACCCUGCCCGCUUUUCUCGCCACGCUCAACCCGGUCAACGUGGAGGCUGAUUCGAGGUCAAACUCUCCAACCUUGGACAAUGGCGAGGGUGAAGAGCAGACGGAUUAUAGACUAAGUAAACGGGCAAAAGUCAGAGAUGGAUCUACAAGAAUGCAGAGUUCCUUGCUGGUAACAGACGGUACUGGCGCACCUGCCGCUCACUACUCUGGCAUCCCCUGCAACCAGAGCCACCUCCAAUCCUAAUGCAGAAGAUUGUUCCUCUUCUUAAAACCCAAAGCGUUCUGAAGGAUAUUUUGAUGUCAGAGAUUUUUGUGACCACAGUAGCUAUGGUACACUUCUUACGAUACAAAUGUUAUGUUUAUGCAAAUGUUUUCAAUUUCAUCUAUAUAUACUUAUUGUAAAAAGAGAUUCUGUUUAUAAAUGUUUUAAAUAAAUUGUUAUUU
This is a messenger RNA of Osmerus eperlanus (European smelt), 4841 nucleotides long. RefSeq names its product small nuclear RNA activating complex, polypeptide 4 (gene snapc4). Gene Ontology annotation, molecular function: RNA polymerase III type 3 promoter sequence-specific DNA binding; RNA polymerase II cis-regulatory region sequence-specific DNA binding. Gene Ontology annotation, biological process: snRNA transcription by RNA polymerase II; snRNA transcription by RNA polymerase III. The record is from RefSeq and is a predicted model, not a curated record. Lineage: Eukaryota; Metazoa; Chordata; Actinopteri; Osmeriformes; Osmeridae. Bases 1 to 4641 code for a protein of 1546 amino acids. The transcript is spliced from 24 exons. Gene Ontology annotation, cellular component: snRNA-activating protein complex.